AUGGUCUCUCAGAGGGCUCGUUGUAUCGGAAUUAUCUCACAUAUUGAGAGAAGUAUUAUUCGCAAGGUUGUUCAGAGCGAUAUGCUCGUCUCAUACAUCCUCUCGUUUUUUCUGACACCGACUAUCAACCCGAUAGUUGCGUUACCCCGUCCUCCGGGUCCAACUAAUGUUCAUAUCACUCAAUUUGCUUUGACAGACGAGUCCCGGACGGACCCAUUUGCACCAUGUUGUGACAAGCCUCGACAGCUGAUGGUGUCCCUAUUCCAACCUGCCAAUUGUACACAAACUAUCGACACUCCAUACAUGCCGCCUGCCACCGCAGCCUUCUACGAUGCCCAACUAGCAGUGUUUGGGAUUCCUAAUGGAACUUUCGAGGCAUUCCACCUUCAAACUUGCCCGAACUCUCCAGCCAAUACGGAUUUUCCCCUCCUACUCUUUUCCACGGGGGCUGGAAACUCUCGCCACCUCUAUAAUACGAUUCUCCAAUGGGUAGCGUCCACGGGUUUCAAUAUUGUCUCGAUUGACCAUACCUACGAUGCAGACAUAGUUGAGUUUCCUGACGGCACUGUCGCACUCGGAGCCAAUAUCUCAUUGCCAGCAAACAUGUCGACGACAAUAUCUGUACGUCUGGCAGAUGUGUCCUUUGUCCUUGACACGCUAUCCAAUACGACCUCGACGAAAUUGCUUGACCUGCCUGCUCUGCGCACCAAGCAAGUCGGAAUGUUCGGCCACUCACUGGGUGGUGCAACAGCAGCGGACGCAAUGCUGAAUGAGACGAGAAUCCGAGGAGGCGUGAACAUGGAUGGUACUGUCUACGGUGCAGCGGUGAACGAGACUGACAGACAACCCUUUGUGAUCUUUGCAUCUCAGCAGCACAACCAAUCUACCGACGCCACUUGGGCGGCAUUUUGGCUGGAGCUAAAGGGUUUCAAACUACAGCUUCAAGUCAACGGCACCGCGCAUGGUUCAUAUGUUGACUAUCCUAUUCUAGCCAAAGUCGCUGGCCUCAAUAGGAAGACUAACCCUGCGAUCGAGGCAUUGAUCGGCAGCAUUGAUGGCACCACUAUACUCCGCAUACUUCAACGAUAUAUCAACGCCUUCUUUCAGCAGGUUCUGGAGUUCCGGCAAUUGCCCUUGUUGCAGGGGCCGAGCUUGCAUUUUCCCGAGGUGCUUUUUCAGAAUGCCUCGUAUGGCCCGACGGCCGAGCCGGCACUUAUGUCGCAGCGAAUGGAAGUGUACGUUGACUGA
Messenger RNA from Exophiala viscosa, 1248 nucleotides. Its product is annotated as PAF acetylhydrolase family protein. The transcript has a single exon. Gene Ontology annotation, molecular function: 1-alkyl-2-acetylglycerophosphocholine esterase activity. The coding region runs from base 1 to 1248 and encodes 415 amino acids. Lineage: Eukaryota; Fungi; Ascomycota; Eurotiomycetes; Chaetothyriales; Herpotrichiellaceae. The record is from RefSeq and is a predicted model, not a curated record.